Molecule: messenger RNA, 1137 nt
Organism: Vigna unguiculata (cowpea)
Lineage: Eukaryota; Viridiplantae; Streptophyta; Magnoliopsida; Fabales; Fabaceae
Product: Cytochrome b561/ferric reductase transmembrane with DOMON related domain-containing protein
Source: RefSeq, a predicted model, not a curated record
AUGAAGUUAACAAGUUUCUGCCAGAUAAUCUUGUUCGUUAUGCUCUAUAAUUCAUCAACCUUUGUGACUUCUCAAGAUUCAUGCUCCUCUAAAUUGCUGCAACUUCAGCUUCCUAUCCCUUUCGAUACAAGUUCACUCCUCUGCAGUUCUGUUUGGCCUGCUCACAGUUUCAUCCUUAGAUAUGCUAAGGCUUCAUCAGAUGUGUGGAGUUUCAUAUUUUCAUUCCCAUUAGACCCAAAAGCUUAUGCAGCAAUAGGGUUCUCGAAAGAUGGAAGCAUGGUGGGUUCUAGUGCAAUUGUGGGGUGGAUGCCAUCACCAGGUGCUGGGGGCAUGAAAUAUUACUAUCUGGGUGGAAAAUCAGAAGAUGAAGUGAUUAAAGACAGAAGUGAUCUUUAUAUUAUGAAUGCAUCAUUUGUUCCAGCAACUGAUUCACUUGGUUACUUAAUCUUCCAAUUGAAGACCACACAACCUUCUACCGAUCUCAUAUUUGCCAUUGGACCCAAUGGCCAGUUUCCUGAUUAUCCACGCUAUGACUUGCCCAAACAUAUUGAUCAGACAUCAAUAACCAUUGAUUAUUCAAAAGGAGGUUCAACUAGAAGCAAUUCUAACCUAAAUCUUCGAAGAAGCCAUGGAGUUCUGAACAUAAUGGGAUGGAGCAUUCUAAUGAUAAUAGGAGCCAUAAUUGCUCGAUACUUCAAAGAAAGGGAUCCCAUGUGGUUUUAUCUGCAUGCUUCAAUUCAAGCAUUUGGGUUCCUUGCUGGCAUAUUUGGAGUUUUAUGUGGAUUGCUCUUAGCUAGGAAUCUCAAAGUCACACAUCACAAAAAUGUAGGAAUCCUCAUCAUCAUCCUUGGCUUCCUACAGGUGUUGGCCAUUAUAUUAAGACCAGGAAGAGAAUCAAAGAUAAGAAAGUACUGGAAUUGGUAUCAUCAUAAUGUGGGGAGGAUUUUGAUUAUCUUUGCAAUUCUUAACACAUUUUAUGGACUCCAUUUGGGAGGAGAAGGAUCUAAGUGGUUUCUUGCUUAUGGAGUGAGUAUUGGUAUCUUGGUGAUUGUGGUUGUGUUCUUGGAGAUAAGAAUGAGAAUGAUUGCAAGAAGAGAAACUAAGCCAUCUCCUCAAUCCCUGGAUAUGCCUUAUUAG